AUGGGCGGUCUUGAGAGCAUCAAAUCUAAGGCCGAGUUCGACGCCAAGGUCCUUUCCAAGGACGCCGGUCCUGUCGUCGUUGACUGCUUCGCUACCUGGUGCGGCCCUUGCAAGGCCAUUGCCCCCAAGGUCGAGGAAUUCUCCAACACCUACCCCGACGCCAAGUUCUACCAGAUCGACGUCGACGAGCUUUCCGAGGUCGCUGCCGAGCUCGGUGUGCGUGCCAUGCCUACUUUCAUGCUCUUCAAGGAUGGCGAGAAGGUCACAGAGGUUGUGGGUGCCAACCCCCCAGCUAUCGAGGCCGCCGUCAAGUCCUUGAUUGCGUAA
Aspergillus ochraceoroseus IBT 24754 is the source of this 327-nucleotide messenger RNA. RefSeq names its product thioredoxin family protein. The record is from RefSeq and is a predicted model, not a curated record. Lineage: Eukaryota; Fungi; Ascomycota; Eurotiomycetes; Eurotiales; Aspergillaceae. The transcript is spliced from 2 exons. Gene Ontology annotation, molecular function: protein-disulfide reductase activity. The coding region runs from base 1 to 327 and encodes 108 amino acids.